GCUAACACUCCUUACUCCCAGUCUAGAAACCGGACUAUAUUGGUACCUACAAUGAGGUGCGCCGUGUUGACAUUCCUCUGUCUGACCAGCGUGGCUCACGCUGACAUCUUGUUGGACAUCUGGCAUAACAUCGAGAAGUCAUUGGAGGGCUUCAGAGAGGAGGCCUUGGGAUCUGUUUUUAGAAAUAGUAUCUCCUCUGUUCUUGCACAGUUUGGGAGGAGGGAUCUGCCUCACCUGGCCAUCAACCUUCACGAUGAGGUAUUACGGUGGAUGCAGGAGGCACACCAACGUGUGGAGCACGAGAUCACGGAAAUGGAACACGCGGAAAAGCACCCGGAUGGAGAGUUUUCCGAUCGGGCCCAUGAGCUUCUCGAGGCCUUUCAGCAAGCUAAGAAACACGGCAACGUCCAAAAGUUCAUAGACGACUACAGCCAGGAUAUUGUCAAACAGUUUGUUGCAACUCUACCUGGAAGACUAAAGAGUAGACUGUGGAUUCAAACCAAUAAAGUAUUGCGUAAGACCAGGGGUAAUGACAUCCUCAUCCAAAUGUUGAAGAACAUUACGGUGGCUCACUGGUUUUUUUCGAUGCCAGAAAUGGAAAGGCUUUUCCUGGUGGCAAUGCUGGAUGCCGCGGAGCACGGGCAUCUUCACGACUUCGUCAAACAUCACUCCUUUGAUCGUGUUCUAGUCUUCAUUGAUCAUUUACCCGACGCCGAGGGACACAAACUCAACCAUUACCUGGUGAAGCACCUGGAUUUGGAGAACAAGAGCAACCACACGACCAAACCUCAAGUGGCCCCAAAGAGAGACGUGGAGGAGUUUUUGCGGAUGUUGAAUGAGAUAUACUCUGAACACAUCUACAGUCUGCUGGACAAGGAGGACCGGCUGUUCUUCCUCGAGAUGAUGGAUGCCGCCGAGCACAAUACUCUGACCUCUUUCAUUGCAGACAACUCCAUGGAGAGAGUCCAGAAACUAACCGAAGGUGUCCCAAAGGAAGCUAGCGAUAGACUUAUGGACUUUGUGACUAAGCGCCUGAAGAAUGAGACAAAAUCGGAUCGCCACCAUCAUCACGACUUGAGAAAUCCCGAUAUCCUACUCACUAUUCUAAAAGAUAUCCACACAGCAGACAUUUUCUUCCACCUGCCGGAACCCGAACGUAAAUUCCUGUUGGAAUUAAUGGACGCGGCAGAGAACAAUCACUUGGAUGCCUUCGUCGGGAAAGUUGGCCUGCAGAGAGUCAGAAAUUUCGUCAUACAUCUCCCGGAAGAUUACCAGAAGGCGAUGACGCAUUAUAUUCAAAACCACUUGCAUCACCACAUGACAACCACCCCUCCUCCCACGCACCACUCUGCGAUAAUGCUUACCAUACUGAAGGACAUCCACACAGCCGCGAUUUUCAUGGAGCUGCCGACAUCAGAACAGAGCCUCGUUCUUCAGCUGUUGGACGCUGGUGAAAAUGGCCAUAUCACCACAGAAGUGUCAAAGAUCGGAGGCCACAGACUCAAAACCCUUGCCAAUCAUUUGCCGUCACCGUACAAGGAGCAACUUACAACAUACGUCGUUCAACACCUGAAUGCAGAGAAGACAACCACAGCACCACAGGUGGCAGUCCGAAAGACUUCGGAUUCCGGUGUCGUUGAGUAUGGUAUGACAAACGAACAGAGGCUUUUCUAUAACCAGCUCAAACAUGCCGCCGAGAACGAAGAUCUUAAAGCAUUCAUUAGGAAGGUGGGCGUUGCUAGAGUCAUCAAAUUUCUAGAAGGUUUGACGGACCCUUUUUCUCAGUUGCUACAACAGCUGAUUACCAGGGAGUUGGCAGAAGAAGACAAGGUGAUUAAACCGCUCACACCUAAACUGAAGAAACGUGCGCACGGUCACGGCCACGAGACCAUACACCAGUCUGUUCAUCAUAUAGGCCAGCACCUUACGGAGAACCACGGGCACUAUAGCCAAGAUCACCACAAGUUCUACGAGGACUUGAAACACGCCAUAGAGCACCAUCAACUCAAGGCCUUCCUCGAGCACGUUGGCACGGACACUCUGUACGCGUUCCUCGACGCCAUACCGCAAAACUAUACCGAAAGCUUGGAGUCUCAUAUCCUUGUGGAGCUCGAAAUGGAGGACCACGUGCAUACAUAAAGGGUAGAUAAAGUCUGUUUCAUAUCAGAAUGAUGUACUGUGGCCAAUUUAGCCUUCCGGGUUCUCAAGACUCCGCUCUGUACAAUGAUAAGAAAUAAAGUUACAUAGCUCUUUGCGCACAUCACCUGUGUAUUCAAAAGUCAUUCUAACUUUAAUUUGAUUCCUAACAUCUAUCGUGUCUAAUGGCCAUGAUACGGAGUGUUUUCGUCAUAGCUCUCCUCAAGCAUCAUAUCUACUGGUUGUUUAAUUUUACAACCAAUGUUCGAACUUUUUGAAAAGAAACCUGUUGGUUUUAUGGGAUUCCUGUUUAAAGUGGCUAAGCCGGAGAAAAAAAGCC
This is a messenger RNA of Liolophura sinensis, 2476 nucleotides long. RefSeq lists its product as uncharacterized. The transcript is spliced from 19 exons. The record is from RefSeq and is a predicted model, not a curated record. The coding region runs from base 52 to 2139 and encodes 695 amino acids. NCBI's taxonomy places the organism in Eukaryota, Metazoa, Mollusca, Polyplacophora, Chitonida, Chitonidae.